AUGGACCCAAGCCACUACCUCGACGAUUGGGCGAUCAGGCCGUUCAGCUCGGCCCUUCGGCGGCAGCCACUGUGUGGGGCCCCGCCGGCGCCGCCGUGGGUCGAGAACCCGCCCGAGGGGGCAAACGCCCCGAGGAAUGAGCUCGACCCACCUGACGGGCUCGAGUGGGCGUCGGCCGAGGCCCCGAGCCUUGGCCGCGCAGUGCAGCUGACCCGACACGACAUCAGGUUGGACGAGCGCAACGCGGUGAUCAGGACAGGUGAUCGCAGUUCUGCGGAGCUUGCUGAUUUCGUGAAGUGGGUGCGCGGCCACUAUCGGGCUAAGGCGUUCGAGGACUGGGUGGGUGACCGCCGCUGCGCUGAUAGCGAGGUCCUUGAGGGCCUGCCUGAGGUCGGCGAGAGAGCCGAUGCCCUCGCCGAGCACUAG
Messenger RNA from Prorocentrum cordatum, 426 nucleotides. The record is from the annotation of a GenBank genome assembly. Lineage: Eukaryota; Dinophyceae; Prorocentrales; Prorocentraceae.